Messenger RNA from Pseudogymnoascus destructans, 771 nucleotides. It is a transcript of the gene RIB7, whose product is annotated as 2,5-diamino-6-(ribosylamino)-4(3H)-pyrimidinone 5'-phosphate reductase. The record is from RefSeq and is a predicted model, not a curated record. The transcript has 2 exons. NCBI's taxonomy places the organism in Eukaryota, Fungi, Ascomycota, Leotiomycetes, Thelebolales, Thelebolaceae. Bases 46 to 771 code for a protein of 241 amino acids. Gene Ontology annotation, molecular function: 5-amino-6-(5-phosphoribosylamino)uracil reductase activity. Gene Ontology annotation, biological process: riboflavin biosynthetic process.
CUCCAACCUCACCCCUCCAACCUCACCCCAUUCACACCACCCACCAUGAAUCCACCACCAGAAUACCUCGCCUGGUCAGCCAGCGACUUCGACUUCCUCGCCCCUCACCUCCCUCCCCCCACCUCCUCCCCCUCCGCCACCCCCUGCAAACCCCACUUAACCCUCACCUACGCCACCUCCCUCGACAGCAUGCUCGCCGCCCGCCCCGGCGUCCGCACCACCCUCUCCGGCCCCGCCACAAAAACAAUGACCCACUACCUACGCAGCAAGCACGCCGCAAUCCUCAUCGGCGCCGGCACCGCCCUCGCCGACGACCCAGGUCUGAACUGCCGUCUCGCUGGCGCGGCAGACGGCGAGGACCCGCUGCGCUGGCAGCCGCGGCCUGUGAUACUUGAUCCGCGCGGACGGUGGAAGGUGGAGGGGAGUAAAGUGCUCCGGCUUGCGCAGGAGGGUACGGCGCGGGCGCCGUGGGUGGUUACCGAUUUGGCGUUUGUGGAUGAUGAGAAAGCGGAGGCGUUGGAGGCGGUGGGGGGUGCGGUUAUUGCGUUGGCGACGGAGGAGGAGGGGGAAGGAGGGGGGUUGCGGUUUGGGUGGGGGGAUUUGUUGGGGGUGUUGGCGAGUCGGGGGGUGGGGAGUGUGAUGGUGGUUGGGCAGGGGGGGCUGGCGGUUGCGCCGGAGAAGGAGGGGGAGGAGGGCGCGGCGGCGGAGUUGAGGGGGGCGAAGUGGGUGCAGAUGGGGGAGGAUGUGGUGGUUUGUGGGACGUUGGGGUGA